Molecule: messenger RNA, 1372 nt
Organism: Doryrhamphus excisus (bluestripe pipefish)
Lineage: Eukaryota; Metazoa; Chordata; Actinopteri; Syngnathiformes; Syngnathidae
Product: histone H2B-like
Cellular component (GO): nucleosome
Molecular function (GO): protein heterodimerization activity; DNA binding; structural constituent of chromatin
Source: RefSeq, a predicted model, not a curated record
CAACCUGUUUAGGGAUCUGCAGUAUACUGAAAUAGUUAUAUGUACAAAUGUCAUAGCAAUUUUACAGUACAGGCCUGCAUCAAAGCAUAUAAAGGUUUUCUAGGUUUGACAAUUGGCAUUAGCUUCAUAAAACUAAAAAUCUAAAUGUGGGGAUAUGACACUGCUAUAUUUGUAGUAUGUUACCCACAAAACGGGAUAUGCACAAUAUUUACCUUAAAGAACAGCCUUACAUGUAAAGGAUUCAAAUUAAGUCUACGGUAGUACAUUUUAGGUUCCUCCUCACGUAUCUCUAACUCCUUGUAGUAGUCGUAUGCAUGCUUAAAUAUAAAAUGUAAAUUGAAAGGGUAGCUUAAUUCAAAAUACUGUUACAUGAUGCUGAAUGCUGUAAUCGCGCGCCUUUUUUCUGCGCCUGUUGUGGUGUGUUAGCCAAUGACAAGAAGGCGUUGGCGCAGUAUAAUUUGCAUGAAGGUGCUAUAUAACCACUGGCUUCUCCCACAGUUGGGUCAGUUGUAUCAAGCGAUAACCAUGCCUGAGCCAGCCAAGUCCGCGCCCAAGAAGGGCUCCAAGAAAGCCGUCACCAAAGCCGCCGGCAAGGGGACCAAGAAGAGGAGGAGCCGCAGGAAGGAGAGCUAUGCCAUCUACGUGUACAAGGUGCUCAAGCAGGUGCACCCUGACACCGGCAUUUCUUCCAAGGCCAUGAGCAUCAUGAACUCCUUCGUCAACGACAUCUUCGAACGGAUCGCUUCUGAAGCAUCUCGUCUGGCUCACUACAACAAACGCUCUACCAUCACAUCCAGGGAGAUCCAGACCGCUGUCCGUCUUCUGCUUCCCGGCGAGCUGGCCAAGCACGCAGUGUCUGAGGGCACCAAGGCUGUCACCAAGUAUACCAGCUCCAAGUAAAUUGCUACUGUAGCAACCCCCCAACGGCUCUUUUAAGAGCCACACAACUCCUCUCAAGAGCAUGCUUACCUAUGAUGUAGAUUCGUAAUAGAAUCACAAACAAAUAUAUCUCAACUGUCAUCAAAAUAUCAUUGGUGUACAAUAUUACAUACAGUGACAAGUUCCAGCCCUGUAUUUAGUGGUGAGAUCAAAUGUGCUCAUUACAGGUUUGUCUUGUACCGGACAAAGUGGCUAAAUUAUCAAUAUAUAAUUACUAUGCCAUUAAAUGCAUCCUGUUGGAACCACUCUUAAUAUAUGAAAAUUGUCUCACAUUUCUCAUAAAUCUCACAUUGAUACAUUUUAUAGAUGACCCAAUGUAAAUGUACUCGCACAUGUGAUGUUUCAACAUUGCUAUUAAAUGUCUAUCUUUAAGAGCAUAUAAAAUGUUAACCAUAUGUAUUUGAUUCGAUGUGUGACUCUUUAGUCACAUUUA